Molecule: messenger RNA, 1050 nt
Organism: Thyridium curvatum
Lineage: Eukaryota; Fungi; Ascomycota; Sordariomycetes; Thyridiales; Thyridiaceae
Exons: 3
Coding region: 1-1050 (349 amino acids)
Biological process (GO): vacuolar transport
Source: RefSeq, a predicted model, not a curated record
AUGAGACCCCCGGCGUCGCAUUUCCUCCUCCUCCUGUCUGCCUUGGCGGAGGGCGCGCUGGCCGCACCAGAUGCCGACAAGACCACUCCCGUCGCGCCAUGCACGGCCUCGUCGACGAGCGGCGCGUUCUUCGACCUGAGCCCGGACAUGGCCGUCGCGCCGGCGGAGGGAGCUAAGCCCAAGAAGGGUGUGCCGUCGACGGACUACCACGCGCGAGGCCACGACUACGGAUACAACUUCACAUUGAACAUAUGCGCCGCAGUGGUGGACCCCGUGAAAGAUGUGAUUGGGAUCGAAAAGGCAGACUGGAGGAAUGUCAGCGCGUACUACGAAUCCAAGGGGAAGGUCUUCUCAUUAGGACAGCAAACAUCGGUCCUCAAGCCUCGCGGCCGAGAGCUUGUCCUCCAGUACACCGGCGGCUCGCCGUGCGGACCCGUAGAAGACGAUAGCUUCGCCCUCGCCAAGCGCCGCUCUACGAUCCACGACGGCGCAUCAUACAAAUCAUACCAAGACGACGACGACGACCUCAAAUCUCCCAAGAGCAAAGGAGUUACCGCGAGCAAGUCCAAGUCGAAGCGCCAGCGCAAGUCGGCCACCUUCUCCCUGAUCUGCGACCGCGAGUCGCUCAACAACUUUGCCACCGUCUCCUUUGUCGGCGCCGACCCCAACGAGUGCGCCUACUUCUUCAAGGUCCGCUCCAUCCACGCCUGCGCCGGGGCCGAGCCCCACAAGCCCGGUAGUGUCGGUCCGGGAGGGGUGUUUGCCAUCAUUCUCUUCAUUGCCGUGCUGGUCUACAUCAUCGGCGGCAUAUUCUACCAGAGGACGGUGGCGCAUGCCCGUGGCUGGAGGCAGCUGCCCAACUACAGCCUUUGGGCCGGCAUCUGGAGCUUCAUUCAUGACACCUUUAUCAUCCUUACUUCGUCUUGUGCCCGUAUGCUGCCCAGCCGUAGGGGGUACCACAGCGUCUCGCGCUCGCCCAACGGGAGGAGUCGGAACCGCGAUGACGAAAACAGGCUGAUCGACUCUCUCGAUGAGGAGUGGGAUGAUUAG